GUGCCGAGGCAGAGAGAGCAGAGAAGUCACCCCCGGACACCUCCUGGCACGUGGGUGCCCUGUCCGAGUGGCCACCCCUGAGCUGUGGGUGCCUGUCCGAGUGGCCACCCUUUAGUGGCCACCCCUGAGUCCCAGGUGCCACCCCCAGCACCCAAGAGAGCCCCCAGACUCGGAGGAGCAUCGCAGGAAACCCAUCAUGGGCAAUUGUAUCCCCGUGACCCCCGGCAUCCUGGAGACCCCGGGCACCCUGGACCUGGAGGAAAUCAUGGGCGACCUCUCCUCCUACAACGACACUUACAGCAACGACACCUUCCUGGACUACGACGCCACACCCUGCCACAACCGCUUCUGUCCACUCUUCCAGCGCGUGGCUCCCCCUUUCCUGGCCGCCACCUCCGCCGCGGCCGCGCUGGCCACCGGCGCCUUGCUGGUGGCCCUGGCCAAGCGUCCCCAGGCGUGGCGGUGGCCGCAGAGCCGCGCGUUGGUGGCACAGCUGGCGCUGGGCACGGCGCUGUUUGCGGCGCUGCUGCCGGCGCUGGCCGCGGGCGUGGCGUGGGGCUGGCACCUUGGCACGGGGCUGUGUCGCCUCACGCACUUCCUGUGGCACUGGAGCGUCUUCGCCCAGGCGCUGCUGGUGGCCAGCAGCUCUUGCGGCACCGCCUGGGCUCGCUGGGAUCCCCGGAGCCGCCGCCUGGCCGUGGUCCUGUGGGCAGUGGCGCUGCUCUUGGCCACGCCGGCCGCUCUGGUCAGCGGCGUGGCGGCGGGCACCGCCUGCGUCCAGCGCAGCGUGGGCAUCCUGGCACCGGCGUACCUGCUGCACCUGGCCCUCUGCCUCUGCCUGCUGCUGCUGCUGCCCGCGGGGCUGCUGCUGGCCGCGCUGGCCGUGCCGCGCCUCAGGGCGAGCUGGGCGACCGGAGCCGGGCUCACGUGGCUCUUCCUGGGGCUCUGGGGGCCCUACGGAGCGGGGCUGGCCGCGGAGUUCCUGCUGCAGGCCGGGCUGCUGGAGCCCACCUGCGGCUCCUUCGAGCACUUCGACCUCGCGCUGGGGCUGAGCGAGGGGCUGGGGGUGCUGCACUGCGGCCUCGGGCCCCUGGCGCAGCUGCUCGCCCGGCGCUGCCGCCGCGAUGCCGGUGCUGCCGGGGGCUGCUGAGCUCCGGGACUGCCGAGCUCUAGGACUCUCGAGCUCCGGGAUUGCCGAGCUCCGGGGGCUGCACCGCAGAACCAAACGGACCCAUGGCACCGGACUUGGACCCCCGGCACUGAGCCCCGGCCCCCUGACACCAGACUUGGCACUCUGAAUCCUGGCCCCCCCGCAACAGCCUCAGAUGCCCCAGCACCAACCCCUGUGCUCCCACCACUGACCCCCAGCCUGGCCUGGGCCACCCAGCACUGACCCCUGGCCACCUGGCACAAGCCUUGGCACCCUGGCACCUGUCUCUGGGCACUGACCCCUGGCCCCACAGUGCCCCCCCAGCCCCACAGCCUCUGUCCCACACCCAACACUCCCCCAGGACCCCCCGUUCUGUGCCCUCUGUCCCCUCCCUUGGGGUCUCAGCCCCCUCAUUGGGACCAGACUCUCCAACUGCCCAACACAGAC
Messenger RNA from Vidua macroura (Pin-tailed whydah), 1597 nucleotides. RefSeq names its product atypical chemokine receptor 1-like. The transcript is spliced from 2 exons. Gene Ontology annotation, biological process: inflammatory response; chemokine-mediated signaling pathway. Lineage: Eukaryota; Metazoa; Chordata; Aves; Passeriformes; Viduidae. Gene Ontology annotation, molecular function: chemokine binding. Bases 197 to 1150 code for a protein of 317 amino acids. The record is from RefSeq and is a predicted model, not a curated record. Gene Ontology annotation, cellular component: membrane.